Pseudophryne corroboree (corroboree frog) is the source of this 4124-nucleotide messenger RNA. It is a transcript of the gene PROKR1, whose product is annotated as prokineticin receptor 1. Gene Ontology annotation, molecular function: neuropeptide Y receptor activity. The coding region runs from base 1064 to 2203 and encodes 379 amino acids. Gene Ontology annotation, cellular component: plasma membrane. NCBI's taxonomy places the organism in Eukaryota, Metazoa, Chordata, Amphibia, Anura, Myobatrachidae. Gene Ontology annotation, biological process: neuropeptide signaling pathway. The transcript has 7 exons. The record is from RefSeq and is a predicted model, not a curated record.
AGGGGCUGCUGGUGCGGCAGUUGGGGGAGAGCCGGUAGCCUGUGAAAGAAUGAUGAUCAGUGAUGGAGGACAGGGGGAUCUCUCACCAGUAAAGAGGUUACCCCCGUCGAAACCAGUUCGGUGAAGUGUGGGAAUUGCUGACACCGGGAGCUGCUGCGGUGGUAGACGCGUGGGUGAGGAGAGACUACAGUCCAGUACUGACAACGCCUUACCUUUCUCUGCCAGCGUUGAUUGCAUAGGAGGCCAGGAGAGUGAUAGUGUGGAGGGCUGGUGCGCCGGUCAGGCAAGUCGAUCCUCCAAAUUCAGCGGCUGGUAGAAGUAGGGACAGCCUCCCUGAGGAGCACAGACCCAUAGACCCAAAUUCGGUGUGGUAUGACUGGUCGUACGGAGAGACCUGGAAAAGAGAACAGUGAAUCUACAAGCCUGUGAGACCACAGCUACUAACGAACCAUAAAUACCGGGUUUUCAUUAACCACGUCACUGAUUUUCAGACUGCGUUAUCUGGAGAAUCGGCUGGCCGAUCGUGAUAUGGGUUAACAGGAAAUUUUCAAAAACACUACAGUUUUACAUUUUAACUGUGUGGAUAGCGAAUUAUGCUGCCAAGCAUUUGAGAAAUCUAAUCCAUGCUGCAGUUUGGAAAGAGAACAGCAGGUGGCAGCAGUACAUGCCAGUAAAAUGCAGGCUGCAGGGACAACCCUUUAUAAGCCUUAAUAAAGGAGGUCCUUGGAGUUUUCUCAACACACAGAUGCACAAUUUAGAAGCACACAUCACAUCAAUGACAGGGGAAGAAAACUUAACAAGAGGAAAAUAAAAAAAGUACAUCUUUACUGUAGAAUAAGCCUUUUUCCAUUGAGAGAGAUGAAGUAUGUUUCACUGCUAUUAAAAAGGACAGAGCAACAAUGGAUCAGAACAUAUGUGUUCUAACUCACGUCAUAUUAUAUAGAGAGAUGGCAUCUCAAGACUCCCUACCGUCAGUUUGUGCCCUUAAUAAGAAGUGACCAAUUGUGUGCUCUCUACAGCUAGUAUUCUUACAUUACUUAUUCCGCUGAAGACGUCACUGACCAUGGACUACGACAGAGUGGCUGCCCUUUACAACCAGAAUGGAGAAUUGUACCUGAGAAACUUCACCUUAAACUACAGUUACAGCGAUUAUGAAUUUGAUAGUGACGAUGAUGUGACCAAAACAAGAACUUUUUAUGCUGCAAAAAUAGUAAUUGGGGUGGCUCUUAUUUGUAUUAUGCUGAUUUGUGGCAUUGGGAACUUUAUAUUCAUUGCAGCGCUCGCAAGAUACAAGAAGCUAAGAAAUUUAACCAACCUGCUAAUAGCCAACCUGGCCAUUUCUGAUUUCAUUGUAGCCAUAGUCUGCUGUCCCUUUGAAAUGGACUAUUAUGUUGUGAAGCAGCUGUCUUGGGAACAUGGUCACAUCCUGUGUGCUUCCGUCAACUAUCUAAGAACUGUUUCACUCUACGUCUCCACUAAUGCUCUGCUUGCAAUAGCUGUUGACAGAUACUUGGCCAUUGUACAUCCACUGAAGCCUCGGAUGAAUUACAAAACUGCUUCAUUCCUGAUUGCCUUGGUUUGGAUAAUCUCUUUACUCAUUGCCAUACCUUCAGCAUAUUUCGCUACAGAGUCAGUACUCUCUAUUGUAAAAAGCCAAGAAAAAAUAUUCUGUGGUCAAAUUUGGCCAGUUGACCAACAAGUCUAUUAUAAAUCGUAUUUCCUUUUCAUUUUUGGGAUUGAGUUUGUUGGCCCAGUUUUCACAAUGACUUUGUGUUAUGCCAGGAUCUCCAGAGAACUUUGGUUUAAAACAGUUCCUGGCUUCCAGACUGAGCAAAUACGUAAACGCCUGCGAUGUAGAAGAAAGACAGUUUUGGUGUUGAUGUGCAUCCUCACAGCUUACGUUCUUUGCUGGGCCCCAUAUUAUGGAUUUACCAUUGUUCGGGAUUUUUUCCCAACGUUUUUUGUAAAAGAAAAGCACUAUCUUUCUGCUUUCUACAUUGUAGAGUGCAUUGCAAUGAGCAACAGCAUGAUAAACACAAUGUGCUUUGUGACUGUCAAAAACAAUACUAUGAAAUAUUUCAAAAAGAUCAUGCUUCUGAAAUGGAGGUCCACUUAUAAUGGAAGUAAAUCUAGUGCUGAGUUAGACAUUAAGACAACUGCCAUAGCUGUUACAGAAGAGAUUGAGUGCAUUAAACUCAAAUAAUGUAUUUGUAUGCUAUAAAUUUAUUUAAUCUAUAACUCCAUCCAAAAUUUCAAAAGGUCCCUAAGGUAUGAUAAGUACAUAGGCCCAGUUUUAUGAAGCCUUGGAGAGUGAUAAAUUGCACUGUGAUAAAGUACCAACCAACCAGCUCCUAAUUGUCAUGUUACAGGCUGUGUUUGAAAAAUUACAGUUAGCAGCUGAUUGGUUGGCACUUUAUUACUGUGCAAUUUAUCACUCUCCAAGGCUUGAUAAAUUUGUGCCAUAGGGGGGGAAUGUACUAAGCCAGGGGUAGCCAACCCUGGUCCUCGAGAGCUACCAACAGUGCACGUUUUCCAGGUCUCCUCACAUAAUCCACCUGUGGAUCUUUUCAAAUGUAACAGUAAUAACUGCACAUGUGCACCUGCCAGGUGAGCUGGAAAACAUGAACUGUUGGUAGCUCUUGAGGACCAUUGUUAGCUACCACUGUACUCAGCAGUGAUAAGCAUGUAGAAAUUAGUCAGUGAAGAAGUUACCCAUGGCAACCAAUCAGCUGCUCUGUAUAAUUUAUAUUAGUAUGCAAAUUAUAAGUGUUACUUCAAUGCUGAUUGGUUGCCAUGAGCAACUUCUCCACUGGCUCACUUCUCCGCUCUUUUCACUGCUUAGUACAUAUCCCUCACAGUUUGAUAAGUACACUGUUCUGCUUGCCAGUGUUAGAGCCAUUUUCGACUAUAGCGGUUCUUGUACAAAAGCUCCAAUGGUCCAUAUAUUCAUUCCUUUCCCCUAAUAAAGUGAGUCUCUUUGACACAGGCUGUGCAGCUGUUACUUGGCAUUGUCAAACUCACUUGAGGUCAUUCUUUCUUUGCUAAGUAUGACUUGUACAACUUGUGUACAUUUCUACGUUGUACUAAAUGUUUUGUAGAGCACAUGAUAUGGUUUUCACUCUCAAUAGACACUGAAUGUAAAUAAGCAAAUGCAAUGUGCACCAUUUAUUUUAAAUGCCAUGUUUUACUUCAGAAUGAAAGUACUCUACUAACGAUUCUCACAAUCAGUGUUUCAGUAAAUGUACAUCCUUGAAUUACUGUAUGUGUCUUAUCAGCAGUUUAUUUUUACUAAGCGCUAACUGUCGGCUUGUGAAAAUAAUGCACCCAAGGGGAGUACAACAUUUGGAAGAGCAGUAUAGUAAACUACAGUAUGAGAGGAGAGAUUAUAUAAUAUGUUUUCUCCAUCCAUUUGCUAUCAUAAAGAAAUGUUACGCAUUGAAAACUUGCUAUAUUUUCAAUUUAUAAACAGUUACCUGCAGCAUUAAAACAAUUUUUUAUUUUACUUUCAAAAGUAUGAAAAUUUAUCGUCUAUUUUUAUUCUUGUUUAUUUGUAUAACACCACCAUGUUAAACAGCAGUUACAAGAGAUUAUUGAAUUAUUUAUGUCAUUGCUAACCACUUCACUACCAUAUCAUCCGUCCAUAUAUAUGUUAUGUUAAUUUUAAUGGUGUCUGCCCAUUUAUGUAAACAAAAUGGAAAUUAACUUUUAAAUAAUGUACAGGGUUUUUAUUCUGUGUUUUAACUUUUGUGUUAAGUAUGGUGUUUGCUCGUGUACUUUCUUAGGGCCAAAUAUACUGUACUAAGCCUUAAAAGGUGAUCAAAUGGAAAGUGAUAAACUACCAACCAACCAGCUCCUAACUGUCAUUUUUGAAAUACAGACUGUAACAUGGCAGUUAGGAGCUGAUUGGCUGGUACUUUAUCUCUCUCCACUUACUUUCAAGGCUUAGUGCAUACUCCCUUAUUGUUUGAAUGACCAGAUAUAGAUUUCACCUUAAUGAUCUGAACAAUUUCUGCAUUUUGGGCGGCUGCGAUAGCAAAUUUGACAUUGUUAAUAUAAAGAGAUAUUUGUUUAUAGACUAUUGGAUUAAAUAUUUUAAUGUUACAAAUAAAUACACUUUUAAUGAA